Molecule: messenger RNA, 6041 nt
Organism: Homarus americanus (American lobster)
Lineage: Eukaryota; Metazoa; Arthropoda; Malacostraca; Decapoda; Nephropidae
Exons: 7
Coding region: 436-1413 (325 amino acids)
Molecular function (GO): N-acetyltransferase activity
Source: RefSeq, a predicted model, not a curated record
CAUCGCCACGAACGGCCACGACUACGACAACGGUAGACAUUAAAGAGACACCACAGCAGCGAGCCAGUCUGCGGACACCUGGUUAUUAAUUAGUGAUCACCAAUACCAACUCCAGCACAGUAAACUUCACUACAUCAUACAAAGUGAGGAAUCAAUAAGAAAAUUGACACCUCAAUACAUACAGGAUAUAUGAGAAAAUAUUUGAAAUAAAGUGGUGAGAGUGGCGGCAGUGUCCGGAUAUAUGAGAUAGUGAAGAGUGAGAGGGAGUGUGAGGAGCAGGGAGGGAGUGAGAGAGUGUGUGAGAGAAACGUGAGGAGGAGGAUAAAAGGAGCGCGAAAGGAAGACGCACCUGCGAAGAUCACAGGAGUCGUCACAGAGGAGUAAAGGAUUACCAGACAAUACCAACAAGACCAAGAGUCUCCCACCACCACCACCAUGAACCCAGCUAACAUCCAGCCUACAUUCAUGGGCUUCUACAACAGUAUGGCCACCUGCUUCAGGAAGUACACAGCGCCCUUGGGGACACGCCGUAAGGAUGGAGCCAGUGGGGAAGGCAGUGAAGGUAGUGCCCCUGGGGAGGAAGACCCCCUGGCUCAGACUACCGCUGGGCAGGAGGCACAGCAGCAGCUAGAGCAGAGUCAGCAAAAGCAGGAACAGCAGCAGGUGGAGCCAGAGGAGCCAGAGCUGCCCAGCGAGCCUGAACUGCCACCUGAUGUUCUUCACAAACACGAUGAAAAUAUCGUGUUUAAGGUACUGACGCAAGAGUACAGCGACGCAGCCGUCGACCUUCUGUGUAAUCAUUUCUUCAAGGACGAGCCCCUGGGGAAGGCACUCUAUCUCGACAGCCCGAGGGAGGUCGACCACUGGCUCUCUAAGGUCUUGCCUCACAUGAUCAGUCACGGGGUGUCGGUGAUGGCGAUAGAUGAAUCAGCUAACGGGCGGCUGGUGGGUGUGGCCAUCAAUAGCAUCAAGAGGCGUGGCGACGCCCCAGGGCCUGACGAUUUCCUCGCCUGGAUCGACCCUAAGAAGGAUCCUAAGAUGUUCAAGAUCAUUUCCUUCCUCACGCAACUCGCCAGCGACAUAGACUUCUUCAGCCAAUAUAGCGUCGAAAAGUUCUUCAACUUCGAGCUGUUGAAUGUGGACAAGUCAUACGGCGGGCGCGGCAUCGCCUCUAUGCUAGUCCAGCAGAGCUGUAACGUUGCAAGGACCCAGGGCUUUACCUGCCUCGUCGCCGAAACUACAGGCAUCUUCUCUGCCAAGAUCUUCGGGCGACACACCUUCAAGACCAUCCGGGAGGUGCAGUAUUCCCAGUUCCGGCAGAACGGUCGCAUCGCCUUCCCCAACACUGGUAUUCACACCUCAGCACGCGUCUCUGUUAAGAUCCUAGAGCCCCUUGUGCCUAACAGCACUUAAAUCAUGCCAGUCAAUGCCUGGGGCUCGGCACUCAUUCCCGGGAUCCCACUAAACACAUCUUCAUGUCCAAUAGUAGUAAUUAAUAGGGAGGUCAGUUCCUUCGCCCCAGCUAGGUACUUCAUUGCCACCGAUGAUUGGUUAAGUGACUAACCUCAACCAAUCACCGGCCGCCAUGCACUACCCAGCGAAUCAUAAUAAGUCCAUUUCUCCUGUAAUUAUAUGAACGAGCAUGCUUAGAGGAUCAUGAUGAAAACUACAUAUUCAGAACAUUAACUGACAGAUACGUCAUACCAUAGUAAAUGUACCGGUAACUACAAUAACAUUUCUAUACAACUAGAGUUAGACACCAAACUGUCAACUCCCACUCUUGUCUGAUACUAUAAUCUAAAUAAUGAUGUGUUUGUUACGUGCUGUGUAAAGAUUUAUGAUAUUGUUUCAAGGCGCAGGAAAUAUAUAAAGCCUUAAGUUUGUAUAAUCUAGCCGCCUGGCUUCCCAUGAUGGUUUCAUUAUCUGAAGACGUGCAGUAUAAGACAGUAGGAACAUUUCUAAAUGCUUAUAUACAUAUACCUGUAUAAACUUUGCCAUUUUUAAAGUAAAUUAAACGUGUGUGUUCCACUGAGAAUGAAAUCAAGGAACAUGUCUUCUGUGCCGAUGAGAUACAUUUCCUGAGACACGUCUCGGAGUAACAAUUUCACAAUACUCCGAUAAUAUUCAGUAUUUGUACACCGGGAUCUUCAGAAACCACCGAAGUACCAUCUAUGGAUAAAAUAUGACUAAACAUUAAGUAUUUACUGGGAAGUGUACUUGCUGCUAAUAAGAAAUAUGUAAUCUCUGUACUAGUUAAUGCUUGAGUAAUGUUGUCACUCACGUGGAACGUGUGGAUGACUGUGUUGUUUGAAUAAUGUUAGGAGAGAACUCUGUUGUCUACUUUUCUUGGUUGUAUCAUACAAACACAUUCCGAAACAAAACACUUACACAAACAACCCAAACAAACCGUAACAUAUUACAAAACCAAAGGUUAAACGCCAAGACUUAACAGCACUAGAAAUUAAACUCAAAUGCUCGAAUAAAUCUUCCAUAACUAGAAUACUUACCUAAGUUAUUGUCCCUAAAACUGUGGUGUUGUUUUAAUGUACAGCUAGCUGGAAGAACCAUGAGAACAACAACUGUAUUUCAAAUGGGCUGCGUCCUGCUGCCAAUUAAGGUUGGAUAAUACUUUACAUUAAUGCGAGAGUAUUAGCAGUUUUGCUGUAAACAUUUCUUUAUUAAUUUACAAGUUCUGUCUGUUAUUAACCAGCUGACCAAGGAGGGCAUUUCAUAACGGAUGUAAUGAAUCGUGUUACACAACACCUGUGCCAUCAGCUGUGAAUCCAGCGAGUAAAUGACCAUGUUAUGUUGAGCCACAGCACUGGUAGAGGUGCAGGUGCGUCUGUAACAAGGAGUUGAUGAGUGGACUACUUUAGUGUUGUGGGUAGUAGAGGUGUGGGUGGUGCUGGGGGAGGAGGGGGGGGUCUUCAACUUCCUGCCUCUACUAACUUCAGCCCCAACACCCAGGCCAGUAAAGGCACCUCACUACCCUCAAAAACAAAGACUCGUCCGUCACUAUCCACACACACCACUCUAGCAUUUGACUAAAACAAUGGAGUUUGUGUGCCUCUCGCAUCAACUUUGGAAAAAAAAAGGUGGGUCGGUCAACUCUUUAUGGCGGAUAAUUAUGGCUGUAAGGAUGGUUGUAUUUACAUCUUUUGCUAAACAUGCAGAAAAGCCAUUUAUAUAUUUAUUAACUCACCCAGAAAACUCAUGGUAAAACGUUUUAACAGGUGAAUCGGGAUACCGCACAAAAACACAAAUAUAACAGUUAUGACUUGGCGCACAAUUCGCCGCACAAAACACCAACCAAUUUACUCUACUGUUCAAUCAAUAAAUCUAAAUAACUAAGAAAUAUUCAAAUGACAAUACUGAAAUCAUCAUAAAGGUGAACCAGUAACACCGCCUCCACUAUUAUUAGUAUGAUAAUGAAAGUUGAUUCUGACGUCACUUAACACCUGGGAAAAUCUUUAUUUUCAAGAUAAGAGAGAACAAUGUUUCUUAUUUUAACGUCAUAUGUUCUAUAUUGUUAUACUUAAAUGUAAAGAUAUAUAAUUUAUACUGUUAUACUACAUAGAGUUUUACGAGAGAUAUACAACGUCAAUUCAUCAUACGUCACAGACCACGAGUAUACCAGCAAGUAUACUAUAUAAACCAAUAGACAUAACCCAUAUUGGCCUGCACUUAGCUUCAACUCUCUCUAGCCUCUCAUGUAUGUGUUAAAAUUUUCCUUUUAUUCCACUACGUAAGCUAAUAGCUGAGUUACCAUCUGCAUCUAUUACUUCUUCACAACUCGUCGCAAUAGGCUAUACAGGUAUACGAGUACCUUAUUUAUAUGACAGAGAGAGAGACUAACAGCCCGUCUUAUCGACCCACCUUGAAGUUUAUUAUGUGUUGACAAUCUUCCAGUCAUCAUGAAUCAGACACACGCGAGAGGUCCUUCCACCCCGCGCUCACCAUCAACACUUUAUGGACAUUGUACUCGUGGGCAACAAAAAUUAUCCGUAUCUUUCUAUCCGGUGAAGUCGCCCGGCAUUCUACAUUGUGUAAACCUGUGUGUAAACGGCUCAUUUUUCGGUCUGUUUAACUUCAUUGGGAGCACUUUUCACAGUCUUUGUAACUUCCCGUUGAAGAAAGAACACUUAGAGUAAAUACUUUAUAUCGACUAUAGAAAACAACUCAACAAUUAUAGGGCUGCCGGGUACCCUCCAUCAGUAAGUGUAAGCGGUAUCAACAAAACGUAAUAGUAUGGCAUAAUGGUACUGAAUGUAAACUGCCUUCUGAGUGCGUCCCCUAAACUCAGCCUUAGGACGGACUCGCUGGCGGGCACAGUCGGCGAGCACCAGCUUUAAGUGUCUUCAGAAGUAACAAUGGAUCAAAAUACACACCCCUAAGACACAAGUUACUGGCAAGCUUCCCACCUGAGCCAGGAGUGGUGGUGCUGGGCGGCCCAGGGGCACCACGAGGGAGGCCAACUCCUGAAGCUGCACCUCAACAGGCUACCACACCACUGUCAGCUGCCAAGGGGUGCUUAACCACUUUCAUGGGCCCAGUAACAUCUCCAGGAGAGUAACGCUUUUACUGCGAACUUCAUGUACUCCGGUGGUCUACCAAUACCUCCCCGGGUGAGGACAUGCCAAUAAGUAACAAGUGUUUCUACUGGGUAGUUGAAGCACCCAAGGGUAUCCGGAUAUGUAGGCCGGGCGAUGGUAAUGUCAGUAAUAGCCGACAUCGCCAGAGGUGCGGCCUUCGAGUCUUCACAACCGUGUUCGGUGUUUUCUUUAAGAUGUUGUUCUGGCCUUGGCCGCUCCUAAACUCUGCCGCUUGUCGCCAGUGUCGUCCUGUACCCUGUCACUGUUAUACAUAGAGCCCUCUCUUUCCACAUCUACACUCUUAUCAUUUUCUGAACAAUCACUCGUCAAAAUUUCCAAAAUCUGUCGUUGAAUAUCGACCAGAAUAAAUAUUUGGGGGGAUAAACACCAAGUGGCUUGAGGGUGGAGCACCUGUUGCAGCUGGGAGAGCAGGGGACCAAUUGGUUCUACCAAGAAUGAAGGACACAGAACCAAUAAUGAUUAGAAAGCGAAAUAUGGAGGCAAUUGUAACGUAGUGUUAUUACCUCUAACAAGCUGUUCUUUAUGGGUCACACAAGAGAAGUAGCUAGUUGUUAAAAAUCAUGUGAUUUACAGUGCAGCAGCUGCGAGGGCACAACCCACUCUCAGGCUUCUCGGCUGCCGACUACACUUUAUAGUUAAUGAAGGUUGAGGUUACAAGUUGUUGCAGUACUCUUACUCUAACUUGAGAUGUCUUCCUACUGGCAACAAUUCAUCACACGAGACACGCUCUCUCCAUAGCCUGUAUCAUAAUACACUUAGCAUUAGUUCCUAAGGGAGCGAGUCACUGCCCCGCUGCUACUGGAGCUCCGCCCCCUGGCCAGCGGCACGUCACUACCAGCUGCCACUUGGCUGGUGACUAAUUAACUUUAUCUUUGCUUCCCUGUCUGUGUCGUAGGAAAACUGUAAGGUCGCUAACACAAUCACCAACUCUUGCUCAACUGAAGUCCCAUUUUGAUAUAUAUAUAUAUAUAUAUAUAUAUAUAUAUAUAUAUAUAUAUAUAUAUAUAUAUAUAUAUAUAUAUAUAUAUACACGAGUACUGUAAAAAACGAAAUCACUCCCAUAAAAGUCGUUUGUAAAGUUUACCAAUAAAAAACCCAAGCUGGAAGAUGUUGGACCUGGCCGUCUUGUCUGCGUCAAGAUUGGUGUUGGUGGUUGUUCAGUGGCCGUAGCUUCUAUAGUCUGUAUACAUGCAUAUACAUACCGUAUAUAAAUAAAUACAUAUGCUACGACACCACUGUAAAGAAUACAUGUUGUUAUCGCUGUUCUUGUUGAAGCCUUGAAAAUAAUUUCUAUGUGUGAAAAUAUUACUUUUGGGUGUAAAACAGGCUCUAGGGUGGCCCUCGCCGCUGCCUACGGCCUGGGCUAGGCCGAUGAUGCCACUUCAAUAACACUAAAACGAAUGUCAAAUUGAUAAAUGGUUAAUGAAU